Molecule: messenger RNA, 379 nt
Organism: Monopterus albus (swamp eel)
Lineage: Eukaryota; Metazoa; Chordata; Actinopteri; Synbranchiformes; Synbranchidae
Product: dimethylaniline monooxygenase [N-oxide-forming] 5-like
Exons: 2
Molecular function (GO): N,N-dimethylaniline monooxygenase activity; flavin adenine dinucleotide binding; NADP binding
Source: RefSeq, a predicted model, not a curated record
AGAGCCAGACAGAGCCAGCAUCUACCACUCUGUCAUCAUCAACACCUCCAAGGAGAUGAUGUGUUUCAGUGAUUUCCCCAUUCCUGCACACUUCCCCAACUACAUGCACAACUCCCUCAUCAUGGACUACUUUCGCAUGUAUGCGGACCACUUCAGGCUCACCAAGCACAUACGCUUCAAUACCAAAGUCUUGCAGGUGAAGCAGAGAUCAGACUUUUCUCACUCAGGCCAGUGGGAUGUUGAAACCGAGAACAAGGAUGGCAAAAAGGAGAAACACAUUUUUGAUGCUGUGAUGAUUUGUAUUGGGCAUCACUGCUACCCCCAACUGCCUCUCCAUGACUUCCCAGGUACAAGUCGAGGGCAACAUGAAGGCCAGGUC